AUGACAGAUGACCAGCUGAGUCUCUCUCUUAGUAACUCCCCUACUCCAGAACUCUCACGUGCCUCCAACAUCACCCUGCUGAGCUACUCUACUGACCAUCAAGCUCUUGACCAGCCUGAGUUUUCCUUCUCUCAAAUACCACCUGUCACAACCUUUCUUGCACAUACAGCACAACACUAUGAGCAGCAUUGUGGACAGAAGGUGAUGCGUGCCAUAAAAACCGAAUGUUCUUCCUCCAUGUCCAGUGGACGAUGUAUCGGCCAUCCACGAGUUCAGAGUAAACGCCGCUAUAGUAGAUGUCACGAAGGAGGCAGGAACGAAAUCGUCGAACCCGCCAGACCCAGGAAACGAAGUUGUCAGAGCUUAGAGGAAAUGCAGAACCAGCGCGUGCUGGCUAACGUGCGGGAGAGACAGCGCACGCAGAAUCUAAACGAGGCCUUCGCAGCGCUUCGAAAGAUCAUCCCCACCCUUCCUUCCGAUAAACUUAGCAAAAUCCAAACACUCAAGUUAGCCACUCGCUACAUCGACUUCUUGUACCAGGUACUCAGAAAGGACGAACCGGACGUCAAGUUGGCCAGCUCGUGCAGUUACGUGGCCCACGAGCGACUCAGCUAUGCAUUCUCCGUGUGGCGAAUGGAAGGAGCUUGGUCAGGACAUUAG
Molecule: messenger RNA, 660 nt
Organism: Limulus polyphemus (Atlantic horseshoe crab)
Lineage: Eukaryota; Metazoa; Arthropoda; Merostomata; Xiphosura; Limulidae
Product: twist-related protein 2-like
Exons: 1
Coding region: 1-660 (219 amino acids)
Biological process (GO): developmental process; regulation of transcription by RNA polymerase II
Molecular function (GO): protein dimerization activity; RNA polymerase II transcription regulatory region sequence-specific DNA binding; DNA-binding transcription factor activity, RNA polymerase II-specific
Source: RefSeq, a predicted model, not a curated record